Messenger RNA from Colletotrichum godetiae, 1002 nucleotides. Its product is annotated as acetoin reductase family protein. NCBI's taxonomy places the organism in Eukaryota, Fungi, Ascomycota, Sordariomycetes, Glomerellales, Glomerellaceae. Gene Ontology annotation, molecular function: oxidoreductase activity. The record is from RefSeq and is a predicted model, not a curated record. The coding region runs from base 63 to 845 and encodes 260 amino acids. The transcript has 6 exons.
AGUGGAACAUCAAGGCGAAUCUCAAAGAUGAUUGGAAACAUUAUUGCCUAACACCUGACACCAUGUCUGUUCGUACAGCUUUAGUUACAGGAUCCGCUAAUGGCAUUGGUCGCGCCAUCGCACUACGCCUGGCGCAAGAUGGUUUCCAGAUAGCCAUUAACGAUCUUGCUAGUCAAGAAGUCAAGUUGAGAGAGUUGCAAUACGAGCUUGAGCUUAAAGGCGUACGGACUGCUGUCCUUCCUGCGGACAUAAGCAACGAAGAGGAUGUCGCAAACCUCAUCCGAAAGACAUCGGAGAUACUUGGCGGAAUUGAUGAGAUGGUCGCAAACGCCGGUGUGAUCCUCGUCAAACCGAUCCUCGAGAUCAGUGCCAGCGAGUGGGACAAAGUACAAGCUAUUAAUGUACGAGGAGUCUUCUUGUGUUACAAAUAUGCAGCUCAGGAGAUGAUUAAGCAGGGCCGAGGUGGGAAGUUGAUUGGAGCUUGCUCUAUCUCGGGAUAUAGACCGUCCCAAUUUGCGCCAGCAUACUCAGUCAGUAAAUGGGCUGUACGAGGGCUCAUCCAAGCCGCUGCGAUGGAUAUGGCACAGCAUGGCAUUACAGUCAACGCAUACUGCCCGGGCAUGGUCCGUACCGACAUGUGGGGGACCAUUGACACUAGCCUUACGACCAAAAUGGGACUUCCUAAAGGCGCUGCCUUUGAGCAAGGUGUUGCAACUCGCAUUGCUUCUAAGAAACCUCAGACUCCUGAAGACGUCGCUGGUUUGGUCAGCUUUCUGGCCGGGAAAGACUCAGAUCAGAUCACUGGCCAGAGUCUGAUCGUAGACGGUGGUGUGGUAUUUUCGUAAGAGACGUGUCUGUCAUAACGGCUGAUCCAGCAAUACGCUUGUCCACCUGCAGACAGUCGGGCAACGGUUGUUCAGGGAUUCAUGGAGGUAUUGGCCGCAGCUGUGACUUGAAUCGAUGCGAUUCGCUUCUAAGACUUAUUUCUUAUCUCGCUAUUCG